AUGUUAAAAAGUUCACUUGUUGUGGACGAGAGUGGAAAACCUGGAGUUGAUGGACACUCUGGUAGAAGGUUUGUACUUUUAAUUGUUUAUAUUGACGUUUGGCAUGCUAGUGGAACGGAUGGUAGCUCAGGAAGUAGUGGAAGUUCAGGGAGAAGUGGUGGAAAUGGUCAAAGAGGAGCAAAUGGCAUGAACGGAGGAAAUGGAGGAAAAGGCACAAAUGGUAGUCAUGGUACAAAUGGAACUAGCGGUCAACAUGCCAAAAACAUUAAAGUGACAAUUGAAGGAUUAGACCACAAGUCAAUUGUUGUGAAAGGUUCUGCUAAUGAAACUUUAUGCUUGGAUGAUGGAUCUGUCAGAGCUCUAGUAUUCCUUGCGAAUGGAGGUGAUGGAGGGCAUGGAGGCAAUGGUGGACGUGGAGGUGAUGGAGGCAAUGGUGGUCAUGGUGGAACCGGUGGCCAUGGAGGCAGAGGACAUAACGGUCCUAGAGGAUGUUCUGGAGGACAUGGAGGAGAUGGAGGAGAUGGUGGAAAUGGUGGAGAUGGAGGAGAUGGUGGAAAUGGUGCCAAUGGAGGAAAUGGCGGAAAUGGUGGAUCAAUCAUUAUCGAAACUCAUAACCCAUCUCUUCUGAAAUUCAUUCAUACAGAAUAUCGAUCUGGAAAGAAAGGCAAAGGAGGACAUGAAGGAAGUGGUGGUUACAAUGGAAGUUCUGGAUCUGGUGGUUCUGGAGGAAGUCCAGGAUCAGGUGGUUCUCCAGGUCCUGGUGCAAGUGGUCAAUCGUUACAUUGUGGCCACAGUGGAACUCAUGGAAGAGGUGGUCAAUCAGGAAGUUCAGGAAAUUUGGGAAGAUGUGGAGUUGAAGGUCAGGAUGGACAAGAUGGUAAUGAAGGAACUAUUCAAUUCACUGUCUUUGAUCCAGUCACUAAUCAAGUGUUGGAUCAAGGUAGCUCAGUGUUUGAUUUAGUGGUAAAUUCGUUCCAGUUGACUGCUGUUGAAGAUGAUGGAGUUUUUGAACCUGGAGAAGCUGUUUUUAUUUCAAAUGUGAAGGUGACCAAUCAAGGUGGUAUGAUAUUGCCUAUUGGAAGUGUCAUUUCCUUUCCAACAAGUUUGGGACAACAAAGUUUCGUUUCGUCUGGAGCUUUUUAUAUUUUACAACAAGCUCUGCAUCCUGGUGAGACUUUUAUAAUUCCAUUUCAAUUUUUUGGAACUAUUUCAGAUACUCCAGAGCCCCAGCCAUCAUUGUUGGGUCAUUACAAGUCAAUUAUGCCAAUUCAAUCUUUGGCAACUUUACUCACAUCUCCAUUCGAAACUUUCCUAAAGAAUGAUUAUACUAUUCAAUAUCCAGUUCAAUUAGAAUCAAUCAUUGCACCUCCUCAAUUAGGAAGAACCGAAAGAGGAAUCAUAACUUUAAAUUUUAGAAACAUUUCACAAAUUAAUUAUGGAUGCAAUGACAAGACUCAUUUAAAGUUUAGUUUAGUCUUUGAUCCAAGAUUUAUUGUGCAUAAUGAACCUAAUUUGAAUGGAGUUAAUGGAGUAGAAGAAGACAUACCAAUGAUUCCACCAGGAAUGACAUUUUCAAGAAGUUUCCAAGUUGAAAUUAAUGAUCUAGCUCAAUUCUUUGAAAUUGUUCCAUUUAAGGCAAGUUUAUUCUUGAGAGGAAAGAAAAUUGAAAAUGCAGAAAGCAUCAUUAGAUUAACUCCCAACUUUACCCCAAUCGCCAAUCCAUCUCUGAAUCCAUUCGAUGUUUUAUUCUUCACCGAUAGACACAUUCAAAGACCUGAAUUCUUAUGUUACGUCAAAAUAUUCGAAGGUUUAGGAUUAUCAAUCAAUAUUUGGGAUAUUGAAAGAUAUGGAAGUGCUUCAUUUAUUAGAGGAACCACAAACAGACAUCCAAUUUCCUGGGUGAAUGGCGGCUUUGAGGGUAAGAUGAUAAUUCUUCCAAUGCUCAACCAGGGAGAUGAUCAACAUUUGGGAGCAUCUGAUAUUCUACAAUUAUUGAGAGGACCUAAUUGGAGAGAUGAUCAUACACAUGCAACGAAUGGGUCUUUAUUAUUUGUGGGAAGUGUUGAUGAGGCCAAAUUUAAAAGUCGUCUCUUUUCUCCAGUUAUGGAAAAGGAAAUUCCUGAAAGUGAGCUAAAGGAAAUGUUUCUACUCAACUCGCCAAAUGAUGGACAUUUAGCCAAGAGAGUGAAUGAUUAUAUUCAGAAGAAUUGCUUGAAAAAAGCUCAAAGUAGAAUCUUUGUUUCACACAAUGUCAAAUAUAAUCCACAAAAAAGUGGCGCGCUGUCAAAGACUACUUUGGGAACAGCAUUUUACAAGGAAUUACCAUUGACAGUUUCAGAUAAUCUAUUCUUUGUUCCAUCAAUGAGUGGAAAUUCUCAAAAUUUCUUGAUUAUUGAUGCUCAGGAUAAUUUGAAUUCCAAUCAAUUUAUAGUCAAUUCUAAUUUUGGAAGAUUGUUUUAUUCAGUGAUGAUUUCUCUUCCAUUGGAAAAGAAGUUGAAAUUGUUGAGACAACCGACAGAAUGGUUGAAGAAUUUGACAUUUGUUGAUGAAACUGGAAAGAUAGUGAGCUAUGUCAGUUCCAUUAUUCUUUCGCUUAAUUAUUGCAUGUUUAUGGAAAUUAUUUAUAAGGAAGAAAUUGGAAGAUAUACCAAUAUUAUCUUGAAAGAUUUCGAAUCAAACAUUUCAGAAUAUAAGAAUAAUCCUCACUGUCAAGUCAUUGCAGAAUCAUUAUACUUUGUAAUUACCAAAUUAAGAAAAGAUUUAAAGUGGAAAGGAAUGUUACUCUCCAAAAUCAAAGAUAACAAACAAUCAUUCUCCAAAUUCUGCAAGCCUUUCCAAAAAACUCUCUUUUCCUUACUUGAUCCAGCUCAAAUUGAUUUACUUAAAAAGGAAACAAAAGAAAAGAUUAAGAACAUUACAACCAAACAAUCAUUUGCAGUCAAUUUGAAUUUCAUUCAAAGACCACUCAUUGAUGAUUAUCAUCACACAUUGGAGAAUCAGCUCACUAAGAAUGUAUUCGAUUCUGCAUCGAAAGCUCUUUCAAAGAAUUUCAAAUUUGCUUCAGAGGAAGUUACCAAAGCAGGAGCCGAAUUCUUAAAUUAUUAA
Molecule: messenger RNA, 3105 nt
Organism: Naegleria gruberi
Lineage: Eukaryota; Heterolobosea; Eutetramitea; Acrasida; Naegleriidae
Exons: 11
Coding region: 1-3105 (1034 amino acids)
Source: RefSeq, a predicted model, not a curated record